AUGAUCCGCGACCCUUUCAACAUCCACGGCAGAAACGCGCUCAAAGCCACCGUCUUCCGCGCCGCCCAAGACGUCAAGGACAAGGCGGCCCAGGUCGGCGCCAGCGCCCUCGACAUGUCCUUCUCGAUCCCUAACAACGUGCCUAACUUCGCGGCCCCGCACCGAGACCUGGAAGACCGAGCUUGGGCGGCCGUCGCGAGGCGAGGGGCUUCCGCCGGGGGUAUCAUCAGCGAUGUGCAGGGCAAGGUCGCCGGUUACUUCGAGCAGGAUGAGCUUCCCAUGUACAAGGACAAGCCGUACGGGUACGCGCCAUCGAUGCGGAGGCGGCGCUGGUGGCGACGGAAGCGCGUCCUGAGCUCCAUUGCCCUCGCCGUCGUGGGCCUGCUUUGGCUGACGGGCUUCUUCUCCCACGCCAAGGAGCGAAAGUCGACUUCUGCGUGGUCAUGGAUAGGUAUAAACAACGAGAGAGGCAAGCCGAAUUGGGACGAGAGGCGGCAGCAUGUGGUGGAGGCGUUCGAGCUCAGCUGGGACGCCUACGAGCGUUAUGCUUGGGGAUACGACGAGUACCGCCCUUUCUCGAAAAGCGGCAAAAACAUGGCCCCCAAGGGUCUUGGCUGGAUCAUUGUCGACUCGCUGGACACACUGAUUCUCAUGAACCAAACGACGCGACUGCACCACGCUCGACAAUGGCUCUCCAAGUCCUUGACGUGGGACCAGGAUCAAGACGUCAACACAUUCGAAACGACGAUACGAAUGCUUGGAGGGCUGCUGUCUGCGCAUUACCUCUCCACCGAGUUUCCGAACAUGGCGCCCCUCAAGGAGGAUGACCCGGGCAUGCCGGGCGAGGACCUGUACCUCGAAAAGGCCAGGGAUCUCGGCGACCGGCUGAUGGCUGCUUUCGAAACCCAGUCGGGGGUGCCGUAUGCCAGCGUCAACCUCGCCAAAUAUCAGGGCAUUCCCUCACACGCCGAUAUGGGGGCGUCGUCGACGGCGGAGGCGACCAGCGUGCAACUUGAGUUUAAGUACCUCGCCAAGCUUACCGGCGAAAAGCACUUCUGGGACAAGGCCGAAAAGGUCAUGGAGGUCAUCGAUGACAACAACCCCACCGACGGACUGGUACCCAUUUACAUCUACGCCACAAGCGGCGAGUUUAGAGGCGAGAAUAUACGCCUGGGCAGCCGUGGCGACUCCUACUACGAAUACCUGAUCAAACAGUAUUUGCAGACCAACAAGCAGGAGCCAGUAUAUGCGGACAUGUGGAACGAGUCCCUAGAAGGAGUACGAAAGCAUCUCAUCACAUACACUGAACCAUCGGGGUUCACCAUCAUCGGCGAGCGUCCCGAGGGCUUGGGAGGAAACCUCUCGCCCAAAAUGGACCACCUGGUGUGUUUCAUGCCUGGCACCAUUGCGCUGGCUGCCACGGGCGGUCUCUCGGAAGCGGAGGCGCGCCAGCUGCCGACCUGGGGCAAGAAGCAGGAGGCCGACAUGAAGCUCGCGCGGGAGCUGACGCAGACAUGUUGGGGCAUGUAUAAGUUUAUGGCGACGGGCCUUGCAGCAGAGAUUACUCACUUUCAUAUUGCCGAUCCGCCUCUGCCGGAGUCGGCGCAUCACGAUCCGCCACCCACGUUCGACUCAGACCCGCAAGCCAGCUGGCGGGACGAUUUCUCUGUCAAGUCAAACGACGUACAUAACCUGCAGCGACCAGAAACGGUGGAGAGCCUCUUCUACAUGUGGAGGAUCACCAAGGACGAGAGGUAUCGAGAGUGGGGAUGGGAGAUGUUCCGCUCGUUCAUGAACUACACCGCGGUGGCAGACGGAGGAGGCUUUACGAGCCUGAGCAACGCAAACGUGAUCCCUCCCGUAAUCAAGGAUAACAUGGAGAGCUUCUGGCUGGCCGAGACGCUAAAGUAUUUGUACUUGCUGUUUUCCCCCGACGAUGUGCUGCCGUUGGAUAAGGUGGUGCUCAACACGGAGGCGCACCCGCUGCCGAGAUUCGACAUGGGCGGCCUAUUCUCGACAGGAUGGAAGCGCAAGCCCCGGGGCCCCGACGGGAAGGUUAUUGGGGGACGGACUGAAGCGAAGUCGACGUCCCACUAA
Molecule: messenger RNA, 2097 nt
Organism: Purpureocillium takamizusanense
Lineage: Eukaryota; Fungi; Ascomycota; Sordariomycetes; Hypocreales; Ophiocordycipitaceae
Gene: MNS1
Product: Mannosyl-oligosaccharide 1,2-alpha-mannosidase
Exons: 3
Coding region: 1-2097 (698 amino acids)
Biological process (GO): carbohydrate metabolic process; N-glycan processing
Cellular component (GO): membrane; endoplasmic reticulum
Molecular function (GO): mannosyl-oligosaccharide 1,2-alpha-mannosidase activity; calcium ion binding
Source: RefSeq, a predicted model, not a curated record